AUGAACUUAAAUCCAUCAAUAACAGAUGUUUUUUCAAGUGCAAGCUUUGCAGGACAUCAUGCAGCAAAAAACAAAAGUACAGAUCCUUCAACAGUAACAUGGAGUUCGAGAGGAAAAGGAAUAUACGCUUAUAUUCUUUCGACAUUAAGUUUCACCAUAGUUUUGAAAUAUACAAGCGUCGGAUUUUCAGUUAGUUUCACGGAAAUUUUACUUGGACGUUACGUCACCGGAAGCUUCGUACGAAUAUACGAUAUGUGUCCAAUGGCAAAAGUUGUAUCAUGCAUCGCAAUCGGAUUUAAAUUUCACAUAAUGGUAUAUUUAUUCAAAUAUGCGAUAACGCUUUUCGAAAGACGGUUAAUAUGGGAAAGAUGCGAAAAACCAUGGGCGAAAAAAAAUUGUUAUUCUUUAACUGGAAAUGCGACAUAUUACAAAAUGUGCGUUCAAGAAUUCAAUGCAUCUUAUUGUAACGAACUCUAUUGGGAAUCUUCUGGAAUGCAAUAUUGGAAGUAUGUAGUACUGGAUGAUUUUAAUUUCAUACUUUUUAAUCUUUUUACAUUGUUGGGCUUUUGCAUAGCAGUUUUUGUUCUUAAUUAUAAAGGAAUUAGAAGUUUGGAAAAGGCUUUCACAUUACUUUUGUGGAUUCCAAUGUUCCUGUCUGUAUUAUUAGGAAUGAUUGCAUUUACACGACCAGGUUUUCUUUCUGGAAUGGAAAGUUUAUGGGUAUUCCAUUGGGAGAAGUUAUUAAACUAUGAUUUAUGGCUUUCCGCAUUUGAAAACACUUUCCUUGUAAACAAUAAUGGUUUAUUUGUAUUAUCCUUCAUAUCUUCCCAUAGUAAUUUUUACGAUGAUGUCAUGUACGACGUUUUGGCUGUGAUUUUUUCACAUGUAUUUUUUGGCUCAUUUUUAAUUGCCCCAAUUUUUAGCGUUUUAAAAGUAUAUGGAAACGUUCCAAUAAAAAAUUUUCACGUCGGAAGUCAAACUGUAUUAUGUUUGGCAGUUGUCGAAGCGUUUGUAGAAUUAACAGAAAAUCGAAUUAAUAUUUAUUAUGUAUCCGGUGGAAUGGCAGUUUUGGAAUUAACAAUGUCGGAAGCAUUAAUUUAUCCAUUUCAAUUUUCUGUCGCGACAAAUGUAUUAUUUUUUUUACUUGUUAUUCAAUUAGUUUACGGUUAUAAAAGAUAUAAUGACAACUUUCAUUUUAUGAUGGGUUAUCAGCCUCCAUUUAUUUUUCAUUGUUUGGAAAUAUCAUCGACGGAUCUAUUACAAGCUUUUAAAUAUAAUGCUUCUUGGGGCCCUAAAGUUCCUCUUUUAAGCAAAAGUAGAGUUGUUUUUAAUUCGAAAGACAUAACUAAGGAAUUUAUGUAUCGUAAAGAACUUUAUAAAAAGCCAUUCAUGAAAACUAAAGAUUUUAGCGACCAAUUAUACUGGGUGUUGUAA
Molecule: messenger RNA, 1434 nt
Organism: Pediculus humanus corporis (human body louse)
Lineage: Eukaryota; Metazoa; Arthropoda; Insecta; Psocodea; Pediculidae
Exons: 10
Coding region: 1-1434 (477 amino acids)
Biological process (GO): sodium ion transmembrane transport
Cellular component (GO): membrane
Source: RefSeq, a predicted model, not a curated record